UGUGUGUUUUGAACAGUGAUUCUUAGACCUACCACUACCAACAACUGCGAGCGAUACCCCAAAAAAACCAAAACCCUCCAUACGCUUUAUACGCUUCUCUUCAGUCACACACACACUCUCUCUCUCUUUCUUCUCUUAUCUCCUUCUUUUUGUUAGUCUUUCCAUUUCAUCUUACGUUGUCUUCUCACUAAUCUUCUCUUUAUAUCACGCAAUGCUUUAAAUCUUUAUCCCAUAAAGAACCCUUCAAUUUCUUGGCUCAAGAACCUAUCUUUCUUUCUUCACUGCUUCACUUGCUUACACUAGAUUACUUAUUUAUAUUCACAUACAAAAGUGCUCUGCAAAUGGGUGUUGAUUUGAGGCAAGUGGUUGCUGGGAUACUCACUCUUACAAUGUUUGUGAUGCUUGGGAACAUGAUCAAGAGAGACCACUUUGAUUCUGUUGAAGAAAAAUUUCCUGGAGGAGCUGUGGAUACUGAAUUUGAUAGUGGGAGGGUUAUGGAGCAGGGCCUUGUAACCUUCACAAAGAUGGGUAAGGGGCCUUGGAUGGAGGAUGGCCAGCAGCUAAAACCGUGCUGGACAGAGUCAAGUUUUGAUCAGGUAGAGGAGUCCAAAGGGUUUGUCACAUUCUCAUUAACUAAUGGGCCAGAAUAUCACGUCUCACAGGUUGCUGAUGCAGUAGUGGUGGCAAGAUAUGUAGGAGCAACUCUUGUAAUCCCUGACAUUAGAGGAAACAAACCAGGAGAUGAGAGGAAGUUUGAAGAAGUAUAUGAUGUGGAUAAAUUUGUAAAAAGCUUGGAUGGAGUAAUCAAAGUGGUCAAGGAUCUUCCUGGGGAUAUAUCAAUUCGAGAUUUUGCUGUUGUCAAGGUCCCUAAUCGUGUUACAGAAGAUCACAUUGCAGAAUUAGUCGAACCAAUCUUUAGAACGAGGGGGAACAUAAGACUGGCUACUUAUUUCCCAUCAGUAAACAUGAGAAAGAACACACAGAAAAGUAACACCAAUUCUGUUGCAUGUUUAGCAAUGUUUGGAACUUUGGAGUUGCAGCCAGAGGUUAAUGAAGUGGUUGACUCCAUGAUUGAGAGGUUAAAAACCUUGAGUCGUAAGUCUGAUGGUCGGUUUAUAGCUGUGGACUUGAGAGUUGAAAUAUUGGAAAAGGAAAGUUGCCACGGAAGUGGUGCCAGUGGAACAAAAACCUGUUAUGAUGCCAAGGAGAUAGCCCUCUUCUUAAGAAAGGUUGGAUUUGAUAAGGAUACUACAAUCUACUUAACUCAGUCGAGAUGGCAUGACAGCCUUGAUAUUUUGAAGGACAUAUUUCCAAAGACUUAUACAAAGGAAAGCAUCAUGCCUGAAGAUAAAAAGAUGAAGUUCCUCGAAUCAGAAGGUUCGGAAUUUGAAAAAGUUAUCGACUUCUAUAUCAGUUCUCAAAGUGAUGUCUUUGUACCAGCCAUAUCUGGCUUAUUCUAUGCCAAUGUAGCUGGUAAGAGAAUAGCUUUGGGUAAGACGCAAAUACUUGUUCCAGCCGAUAUUCCAGGCUCCUCCGCAUCUAUCACCAAUCACUUCUCCCCUUAUAUCUCAAAGAAGAACCACUUGGCCUAUUCGUGUUUUUGCUAGUAAAGUGCGUAUAAGAGGAAUGGGGGAAAAACUCAAGAACAAUAGCAGAAACCAUUUUUAUUAUUUGAAGUCUUGAAUGAUAGUCUUAUUUCACCAGACCCAAAUGUCUUCUAGUAAGCAAUCUUCAAUUUGUGAGUGUCAAAAGACAAAGUUAAGCUGAUUUUUGAAGACCAUUCUAUAGUACAGGUAGCUUUUGUGGGCAGUAUAUAUAUAUUUUUAGAUAUAUUCAAGAAUGUGUUUGAUGUUUUGUAAGACUCAAGUAAAUUUAUUUACUGCAAAAUUAGAUAGUAUUUGUUGAGGUUGUUUAAUGGAUUAUUUGUUGACAUUUGAAGUCCA
Molecule: messenger RNA, 1943 nt
Organism: Manihot esculenta (cassava)
Lineage: Eukaryota; Viridiplantae; Streptophyta; Magnoliopsida; Malpighiales; Euphorbiaceae
Product: protein MANNAN SYNTHESIS-RELATED 2
Exons: 6
Coding region: 342-1607 (421 amino acids)
Source: RefSeq, a predicted model, not a curated record